AUGGCUGUGUACGUAGAUCACUGGACAGAAGCUCCUCAGUUGGUUGCCUCCCCUUCCCAUAUAGCGUGGCAUCCACUUCAUCCACUCCUGGCAGUUGGUUCCAUCACCACAUCAUCUGGGGGCCGUGUGGAUAUCUACCUGGAACAGGGAGAACAUGUGUCAGAUACUCACAUUGAGAGAAGCUUUCAUGUCACAUCACUUUCCUGGCACCCUUCCAGACCCAUCCUUGCGGCAGGCUGGGAGACAGGAGAAGUUGUGAUACUUAACAAACAAGACAAGGAGCUGCACACCGUACCACUGAAUCACAAUGCCAAAAUUACAGUCCUGGACUGGAGUACAAAUGGUACCUGCCUCGUAUCUGGUGAUAGGCAUGGUGUCCUGGUUCUCUGGAGAAUGGACCAGCGAGGCAGAGUGCAAGGUCCUGCCCUGCUGAAGCAGGAGUUUGGAAAAGGUCUCUCUCACUGUGUCUUUCGACCACCCCCUCCUGGAGAGGACUUUGUACAGCUGGCAAAAGCAGCUGUGAGUGGUGAUGAGAAGGCCUUGGAUAUGUUUAACUGGAGAAAAGCUGGAACAGGAGCACCUGUGAAAGUGGGACUCCAGGAAGGUCUCUCGUUCUUUAUCACUUUGGCAGAUGGUUCUGUGCAUUACGUGAAUGAGAAAGGGAAGACAAGGCAUGUGCUGUCCACAGACAGUCAGGUCCAAAAGCUUCUGUUCAUGGAGAAAAGAGAUGUUUUAGUUGUGAUAACAGAGACUCUGCAGUUGUCUCUGCAUGCAGUUACCCUUGAGGGAGAGGCAGAAGAGCUCAUGAAGGUGAAGUUGAGUGGGAAGAUAGGUCACUCUGCAGACAUCAUUUUAAUAGACCAUAGCCUUGUCGUUACAGCACUAGGUGAGGCAGUCCUCAGGUUCUGGGAUUUGGAGCGAGAUGAGAACUAUGUGCUCUCUCCAGAUGUGCAGUUUGGCUUUGAGGCAGGAGAAUGCAUUAAUUGUGUUUCGUACUGCAGUGCUAGAGGUCUUCUAGCAGCUGGUACCAACAAAGGGAGAAUAGCUAUGUGGAGGAAAGCAGCAGGAUCCGAUCAGAGUGUACGGGUGUUGGAAGGCAAGGAGAAGUGGAAGCUCCAGGCACCUACAGAGCUUGAAGGAAAUGUCACUCAGAUAAAGUGGGGCUCCCGAAAAAACCUGCUGGCAGUGAACAACAUCAGCUCUGUGGUGAUCCUCAGCGAGCAGGCCAUGUUGUCUCACUUUCAUCAGCAAGUGGCUGUGGUACAGGUGUCUCCCAGCCUGUUCAAUGUGACCACCUUCAGCACAGGAACCACGCACAGCCUCCAGGUUGAUGUGAAAGUUAACGGAGUCUUCGCUACUAAGGAUGCUGUGGUAUUCUGGAAUGGGAAGCAAGUUACUGUCUUUGAACAUUCAGGAGAUACCUUCCUAAGUACAGGCUCUUUUCUUUGUGACUCUCCAGUUCUCUCCAUGCACGGAGAAAAUCUAUACACAGUUGAGCCAUAUCGGGUCCAGGUCCGUACCUGGCAGGGCACAGUGAAGCAGCUGCUGGUGUUCUCUGAAGCAGAGGGCAAUCCUUGCCUCUUGGACGUCUGUGGAAAUUUCCUGGCUGUGGGAACAGAUUUGGCUCACUUCAAGAUCUUUGAUCUCUCUCGCAGAGAGGCAAAAGUGCACUGCAACAGCAGGAAUUUCUCUGAGCUGUUCCCUGGCCUCGGAGGCAUUGCGUCAGUCAAGUGCAAUGCUAACGGCAAUAAAGUCAGCAUCCUUGUCAGCAAGGCUGAUGGGAACCUUGAUUCUAAGAUCUGUUUCUAUGAUGUUGAAAUGGACAAAGCUACGCUCUUUGAUUUCAAGGCUGACCAGGGAAAUGGCAGAGAGAAACUUUCUUCUGGACAAUGCAUUGACAAGUCUGUUGUGGAGUAUCCAGAGUUGCACAGUCACAUCCCUACUUGCCAUUUCUGGGAUGAGACUGAACCAAGGCUUUUUGUAUGUGAAGCAGUUCUUGAAAAAGGCCUACAAGCUCCAGAUGAGAAGAGAAACCAGCCUGAGGGCACAGUGGAUGUUUGGAUUAUAUCAUUCUUCAAUACUGAAGAGCAUGGCCUUUUGCUUCAGGACAGCUUUCCAUUGCCUUCAUCCUACCAGAUUCUUCUGGGUGUAGAGGUACCACACUUUUACUUUGCAAAAAAGCUGGGAGAAGCUGAGAAAGGACAAGAAGAGUCUGGCUCAAUAAAGGUCUCUCAGAUGGUUGCAAGAAGACCCAUGAGAGAUUUUGUUGGAUUGGGAGACUGUGAUAAGACUACCCGGGAUGCCAUGCUGAACUUCAGCUUCUACCUGACUGCUGGGGACAUGGAUGAGGCCUUCAAAUCCAUCAAGCUGAUAAAAAGCGAGGCUGUCUGGGAGAACAUGGCUCGCAUGUGCGUCAAGACUCAGAGGCUCGACGUCGCCAGGAUCUGCCUGGGACACAUGGGGCAUGCCAGAGGAGCCAAGGCACUGAGGGAGGCCGAGCAAGAACCGGAGCAGGAGGCCAGAGUGGCUGUGCUGGCCAUUCAGCUGGGCAUGCUGGAGGAGGCAGAGCUGCUCUACAAGGCUUGCAAACGCUAUGACCUGCUCAACAAGCUCUACCAGGCCUCCAACCAGUGGCAGAAGGCCAUCCAGACAGCUGAGGCUCAUGACAGGGUUCACCUGCGCACCACCUACUACAACUACGCCAAGCACCUGGAGGCAACCGGAGAGCACAGCCUUGCCCUGACCCACUAUGAGAAGUCAGACACGCACCGGUUCGAGGUGCCCCGAAUGCUCUCUGAAGACUUACAAGCCCUGGAGAACUACGUCAACAAGAUGCAAGACAAGAGCCUGUGGAAGUGGUGGGCUCAGUACCUGGAGAGCCAGUCAGACCUGGAAUCUGCACUCAAAUACUAUGCACUGGCUCAGGAUUAUUUUUCCCUGGUCCGUAUCCACUGCUUUCAGGGCAACAUUCAGAAGGCUGCUGAGAUAGCAAACGAGACAGGGAACUGGGCAGCCUCCUACCACCUGGCACGGCAGUACGAGAGCCAGGAGGACGUCAGGCAGGCUGUGCACUUCUACACCAGGGCCCAGGCCUUCAACAACGCCCUGCGCCUCUGCAAGGAGAACAAUUUAGAUGACCAGCUGAUGAACCUGGCUCUUCUGAGCUCUCCAGAAGAUAUGAUAGAGGCAGCCUGCUAUUAUGAGGAAAAGGGGGAGCAAAUGGACAGAGCUGUCAUGUUAUACCACAAGGCAGGACAUUUCUCCAAAGCCCUGGAGCUAGCCUUUGCCACACAGCAGUUUGGGGCCCUGCAGCUAAUUGCUGAAGACCUGAACGAGAAAUCAGACCCAGCUCUGCUAGCUCGCUGCUCCGACUUCUUCAUUGAGCAUGCCCAGUAUGAGAAAGCAGUGGAGCUGCUGCUAGCAGCCAGAAAGUACCAUGAAGCUCUGCAGCUGUGCCUGAAGCAGAACCUGACCAUCACAGAGGAGCUGGCUGAGAAGAUGACACUCUCUAAGGACUGCAAGGAGCUGUCUGAGGAAUCCCGGAGAGAGCUGCUGGAGCAAAUUGCUGACUGCUGCAUGAGACAAGGCAAUUACCACAUGGCAACCAAGAAAUACACAGAAGCAGGGAACAAGUUAAAGGCUAUGAGGGCACUGCUGAAAUCUGGAGACACCAAGAAGAUUGUUUUCUUUGCGGGAGUCUCCAAACAGAGAGAGAUUUAUAUCAUGGCAGCCAACUACCUGCAGUCCCUGGACUGGCGGAAGGACCCCGAGAUCAUGAAGAACAUCAUCAGCUUCUAUUCUAAAGGAAGGGCCCUUGACCUACUGGCAGGAUUCUAUGAAGCAUGUGCUCAGGUAGAAAUCGAUGAGUACCAGAACUAUGAGAAAGCACAAGGAGCACUGACAGAAGCCUACAAGUGCCUUGCAAAAGCAAAGACCAAAAGCCCUCUGGAACAGGAAAGCAAACUGGCACACCUGCAAAGCAAGAUGACCCUGAUAAAGCGAUUCAUCCACGCUCAGAGAGUGUACCCUGAGGACCCGAAGGAAGCAGUCAAACAGUGUGAACUUCUCCUAGCUGAGCAAGACCUGGACAGUGCCAUCCGCCACGGCGACAUCCUGGGCUUCCUGGUGGAGCACUAUGUGCGAGCGGAGGAGUUUGGUGUGGCUUACCAGUAUCUGGAAGAGCUGCAGAAGAGAAUCCCACCCCAGAACCUGAGCUACUAUGUGACUCAGCAGACCUUGGAGGCAGUGCACCGCCGAGCUGGCGUUCCCUUGAGCCGAGCCCUGGCCUCAGAACAGAUUCACCACAGCAGUGUGGAGAACAAGGAGGUGGAAGAAGAAGUGGUUGAUGAAGUGGAAGACCCUUGA
Molecule: messenger RNA, 4365 nt
Organism: Indicator indicator
Lineage: Eukaryota; Metazoa; Chordata; Aves; Piciformes; Indicatoridae
Gene: IFT140
Product: intraflagellar transport 140
Exons: 29
Coding region: 1-4365 (1454 amino acids)
Biological process (GO): intraciliary retrograde transport
Cellular component (GO): intraciliary transport particle A; ciliary basal body; axoneme
Molecular function (GO): protein binding
Source: RefSeq, a predicted model, not a curated record